CUAAUAACGUAAGAGAAAUAACCUUGACAUAUAUACUUUCUUUUCUAGCUAUAUAUAUUCCCCUUCACCAAAUUUUAAUCUUUUUUUAUAAUAAACAAACCCAAAAAAUAUAUCUCAACCUUAUUAGCCAUAUCAUAUGAUGGAGGAAGAAGAGAAUAUUCAUGAAGGAUAUAAAGGAAAAAAUGUUGAAAUUAGUAGCAUGAGUUGUUUAGAGUUAGAGACAUCAUCAUCUCAAAAUUCAAGGAAGAAAAACAAGAAGGUAGAAAAUAAGAGAAGGUUUAGUGAUGAACAAAUAAGAUCACUAGAAUGUAUAUUUGAGUCAGAAUCAAAGUUGGAACCAAGGAAGAAGAUUCAACUUGCAAGAGAUCUUGGUUUGCAACCUAGACAAGUUGCUAUAUGGUUUCAAAAUAGAAGAGCUAGAUGGAAAUCAAAAAGGAUUGAACAAGAUUAUAGAAAACUCAAAGAUGAAUAUGAUAAUUUAGCUUCUAAGUUUCAGUCUCUUAAAGAAGAGAAAGAGUCUUUGCAAUCAGAGGUUCAGAAGCUUAGUUAUAUGGUGGAAACAUCUCAUGAUUGUGGUGGAAGGGAAGCUAAGGAACAUAGCACAGAAGAUGGUGGUUCAGGAAAUGGAUACAGCAAUUGCAGGGUUGAAACAAAGCAAAGGUUUUCAAAUGAGGGUUUAGAGGAUAGAAUGGUAAUUUACCAAGAUGAUCAAAAUGAAAGGAGCACUACAAGGAUAGAAGACAGAGGAAAUCAAGUUUUGAGAAUUGAUGAUGAUGCAGAAAUUCCAUUGACAACACUUGAAAAAUGGUACAAUGUUGAUCCAACUAGUAUAUUGGACCAAUCAUGUAACAAUUCUCAAUGGUUGGAUUUUUGGACUUGACAAUUGCACCAUAAUGUUCUAUGUUGCAUGUUUGGUUGUUCCUAGAACAAGGAACAAAGAAAAGAAUGGUUCAAAUUUCAAAACAUGCAAGCUCAAGCAGAAUGUCCAAGCUCAAAAAAUGAAGUUUUGUAGGCUUGAUUUGAUAGGUAGAGAAUUAUGAUAGCCUCACUCAAUUUUCAUUUGCUUAGAGAUUUGGAAGAAGAAAUAAUGUGAAAAGUUCUCUCUUUUGUGCAAUGCAUAUGCUUGCAUGCCUUUUACGUGUAUGUUUGGUAUCACGGUAAGUAUGUCAAAAUCACGUCGAUCCACCGUGGUUUUUCCGAAGCUACAGAGUGUAGCUUGUGAAAAAUCAAGGUGGAUUGCCGUAAUUCUGACAUACCCACCGUGAUACCAAACAUAGGCUAUAUCCAUUAGCAUUUGUUAGUGUGAGUGUGUGUUUUUCUAUUUCUAGUUUUCAAGGGGUUUAAUUCUAAAACCUCUUUUCUAUUAUUCUUAUAUUUGCUUCUUUUAUCACUUUAGCUACCAUUUGUUAACUUGUAUUAUCAUUGUAACAUAUGACUUGAACACACACAUAACAUAGGUGUAAAAUAAAUAUUGUAAGUAAUGAUCCAUUAAUAAAUGCAGCUGAUAAAUAAUCAACUUUGUAUUUCAA
Messenger RNA from Trifolium pratense (red clover), 1529 nucleotides. RefSeq names its product homeobox-leucine zipper protein ATHB-7-like. The record is from RefSeq and is a predicted model, not a curated record. Lineage: Eukaryota; Viridiplantae; Streptophyta; Magnoliopsida; Fabales; Fabaceae. Gene Ontology annotation, biological process: positive regulation of DNA-templated transcription. Gene Ontology annotation, molecular function: DNA-binding transcription factor activity, RNA polymerase II-specific; sequence-specific DNA binding. Gene Ontology annotation, cellular component: nucleus. The transcript is spliced from 2 exons. The coding region runs from base 137 to 880 and encodes 247 amino acids.